Messenger RNA from Coccinella septempunctata (seven-spotted ladybird), 2335 nucleotides. RefSeq names its product interferon-inducible double-stranded RNA-dependent protein kinase activator A homolog. Lineage: Eukaryota; Metazoa; Arthropoda; Insecta; Coleoptera; Coccinellidae. The transcript has 6 exons. The coding region runs from base 165 to 1268 and encodes 367 amino acids. The record is from RefSeq and is a predicted model, not a curated record.
AAAAGCAAGUCAGCAAAAAUUUAUCUGUGCUCUUUGGUUUAUCUACGGUUAAGGGUGGGAGUUCCUCUUUGUUCAUAUUUAACAUUUAAUAUUUAUUAAUUUGUUCUGCAUAUAUUUUCCUUUAUUUAGUUUUGUGACGGUGUUGAUAUUUUUUCGCCGUUUCAAUGCCCAAAAUGGAGCCAAUCAUUGUUACUUCUCCAGAAGCAAUGAACCGAAAGAAACCAGUAAAACUUCAUGGCCCACCUUCACCUAAAUUAUCUUUGGGGGAAGAAGCAAAACUGGUAUUUCAGGAAAUCUCCCCGAUACCCACAAAAACUCCCGUGUCUGUUUUACAAGAAUUGCUGUGCAGACGUGGGAAAACCCCCAAAUAUGAACUUGUUCAAAUCGAGGGAGCUAUUCAUGAGCCUAUAUUUCGUUAUCGAGUGUUCAUCAAUUCAGAUUACAUGGCAACAGGAACAGGGAGAUCUAAGAAAGAUGCCAAACAUGCAGCAGCCCAAAAACUCCUUGAGUUAUUGGUUGGAAAAAUUACACUAGAGCAAGCAAAUGCCACUAAUGAUUCUCCAGGCAAAACAGACACAACAACUCAAGUGGUAUCACCCUAUGACGAUAAAGUUAUGGGUAAUCCAAUUGGUUGGCUUCAAGAAAUGUGUAUGUCUAAAAGAUGGCCUCCACCAUAUUACAAGAUGGAACAUGAAGAGGGUUUGCCUCAUGAGAGGCAGUUCACUAUUGCAUGUCAGGUUCUUAAAUUAAAAGAAAUUGGAACUGGAAAGUCUAAGAAAUUGGCCAAGAGAAUGGCAGCUCAUAAGAUGUGGCAGGCCUUGCAAGACUUGCCACAGGAGGGAAGUAAUUCUACUUUGGAGGAAGAUAAUUCAACCUCAAACCCAGGCACGUUGCAGGAACAUUUUGCUGCUCUGAAAGAUAGUAAAAUUAAACAGCUUACGCCCCAGCAUUCACAUAAAAUAUCUUCAUUUCACAAGAAUUUGAAGCAGCGUCCAGGAGCCAAGCUAUUGGAAUUAGCAGCUUAUCCACUCUCUGAUAAAGGAUUAGACUGCAUUAGUUUCCUAUCUGAGAUAGCUAAUGAGCAAGAAUUUGAGGUCACCUAUGUGGACAUCGAGGAAAAGACCCACUCUGGCAAGUAUCAAUGCCUUUUACAACUUUCCACCCUUCCUGUCGCAGUCUGUUAUGGUUGCGGAAGCACCGUAAAGGACGCUCAAUGCAAGGCAGCGAAAAACGCCCUAGAGUAUCUCAAAAUAAUAAUACUUCAAUGAACGAAUAAGGAGACUGUUCCUCUCCCCGUGUAAAGGUCAUCUCUUCCACAUAUAUGUUCAAAACAAAAAUAGAAAAGACGCCGUUCAGUUUUUCGAAACGACUUUUUGCUGCGGCGUCGUAUUAAUGGAUGCAUGAUAAGCUUACAGGUCGGGCGUUCCGUCAAAUCAUUCCUAUUUUCAAAUUCUCCCAUUAUAUCAUUUUUAGUUAUGUUCCUUUCUUCGUUUUAAGAUAUGCUUUCUCGUCGUGGUUUUUUUUUUGGGUGGAGUCUAUUUUAAUAAUUUUUUUUAUAUAUCUACAUACAUAUAUAUAGUUGACAUUCAAUGCUUUGGUACAGGAGGUACUCAAGAUAUUGUUUCGGUACAGAGAGGUCCUUACUAUUUCAGUGAAAAUUAUUUAUUUUUUAAUCAUAUUGCAAAAAACAUUAAUACAUGUUAUCGAGGAAAAAACCUGUAAUCUUUUGAGGAAAAUUCUGUUUCGGGUUUUUUUUUUUUUAAUUUGCAUGUUUAUAGAAACUUCAAAUUACUGAAUCUGUAAGCUUUCUUUAUUCGGAUUGUUUUAUUUUUAUUCAAUGGGAACAUUUGGAAAUGGGGAUGAUUUGGCAAGCAGCGCCGUAUCUCAUGCAACAAAGUUUGCAACAUAUUUACAAGCUAUACUUUGCAUAGAAUUAGUGGUUUUUUUCGUGGAAUUUAAUUUGAUGCAAUAGAUUUACGAGUAGACACUGGUAUAAUCUUGACGUAUUUAAUUAUACAAGUGUUUAUCGAUGAGUAGAUAGCUUAGCAUUAAUUUUGGCACAGUCUCAAGACAUAAUUUCGUUUAACCCCUAUGUGCGUGCCAUUGACAUAAAUGAGUACUUAUGUAAAGGGAGCAUUUAUUUAAUGCAAAGUAUAGAGGUUGUACCCAAUUAACUUAUUUUAGAAUUAACAUAUAUGUCAAUAGAAAUAUUUUUGGACUAAUAAUGGUACCAACAAACAUUUACCUUUUCCAUUCUUCAUUCAGCAUGUUGUGUGAUGAGAUUCUUAAAUUUUGUUAUUGAUGUGUAUGCUAAUUAAAAAUAUUCCAAAGAUUA